CAUGUAGCUUUAACUAUGAGACAUUAUAUAGACAUACAUGCCCCAUUCUAGAUCUUGUUCUAAUAAUGAACUCACCAGAGGUGAACUCUAAUACACUUGUUGAGGAUGAUCAAUCGGUGGAAACAGGAUGCAUCUGAUCUAAAUUUUCUGUGACAUGACCACGGCUGCAGGGCUGGGCCAAACGGUAGGUGGUGCAGAAGAGAAGCCUGGAAGUGGGAUUUCCAAAUCUUUGGCUUUCUGACUGUUCACUGGACAAGAAUGGAGAAGCAAUACAUCCCAAAUAUAAACUUUGGCAUUACAGCAGUAGCAUCUCAAGGCUUUUCUCACUGAAUAAAGAUCCACGGAACAAAGCAGCACUCCAAUCAGAUGACUCAAAAGAGGCGGAAAAAAAAACCCUUCUUAAUCUCCCGAUCUCACGUUCAACAACUGGAAUAAAGCACCUCGUCCAAGGCAAAGGUCAAAGCUGAUUUCAAGACAUGGAAGUUCUUCUGUUUUUCAUCAUAAACUUACUGGCAGAUGAAACUUGAUGUCAAUAUGGGGUCAAAUAUCCAUAAAUGUUUUACUAGCUUGACUUCUGUCAGCAUGUCAAUACAGCAUAGAUGACGUUCCCUUCAAAGAGAGAAAACUGGGAACUGGUAUGGUGUCAUGAUGUAGCUGCUGGAUGUGACUUACAUGUGACUUUUGAUCUAAAACAGGCUGACCAAAAUCAGUAUGGAAGGGAGGCCAUCUGCUUUGAUUUGGAUAUAUAAUAACACUACGGAGGAACUGAACAUUUCCUUCAGAAACAGCACAAGUGAAAACUAUGAAAAAUACCAGUUUUACAUGAUUGGCCUCUUUUUAUCCUGCCUGUACACUGUCCUUCUCUUUCCAAUUGGAUUUAUUGGAAACAUCCUGAUUUUGGUGGUAAACCUGACCCACAGAGAGAAGAUGACCAUUCCUGACCUCUACUUUGUGAAUUUGGCUGUGGCUGACCUCAUCCUCGUGGCAGAUUCCCUCAUUGAGGUUUUUAACCUAAAUGAAAAAUACUACGACUACGCCGUCCUCUGCACCUUCAUGUCCCUCUUCCUCCAGAUCAACAUGUACAGCAGUAUCUUCUUCCUAACUUGGAUGAGCUUUGACAGAUACAUCGCCUUGGCCAGCUCCAUGAGCAGCUGUCCAUUGAGAACUAUGCAGCUUGCCAAGUUGAGCUGUGGUCUCAUCUGGAUGGCCUCCAUCUUUGCCACCCUCCUACCUUUCACAAUAGUACAGACUCAACACCGGGGUGAGGUGCAUUUUUGCUUCGCCAAUGUCUCUGAGAUCCAAUGGCUGGAGGUGACCAUUGGCUUUUUGGUCCCCUUCUCCAUUAUCGGUCUAUGCUACUCCCUGAUUGUUCGAAUCCUCAUGAGAGCCCAGAAGCACCGUGGGUUGUGGCCCCGACGGCAGAAAGCCCUGCGGAUGAUUGUGGUGGUAGUUCUGGUGUUCUUCAUCUGCUGGUUACCAGAGAAUGUCUUCAUUAGCAUCCAGCUGCUGCAGGGCACAACCAACCCAUCAAAGAGGACUGCUACCACCCUGUGGCACGACUACCCGCUCACAGGUCACAUUGUUAAUCUGGCGGCAUUCUCCAACAGUUGCCUCAACCCCAUUAUCUACAGCUUUCUCGGAGAAACCUUCAGGGACAAGUUGCGUCUUUUUGUCAAGCAGAAGGCCAGCUGGUCAGUAGUGAAUCGCUUUUGCCACCACAGCCUUGAUUUACACCUUUCUGUCAGGGACAAAGUUUCAGAAGUGUGACUGAAAUAACUAGGACACUUUUUAAAUAAACUUACUCCAUGAAAUUUUUCUUAUUCAAGUCACAUAGUUAUUCUCUUUUAGAGUUACUCAGCUUCAUCCCGUUGCGCCUUAGAUGAUUUGCCUGCUUUAUGAACAAAAACCCCCUUCUCAAGUAGAAAUAAAAAGACAAGUCCGUGUGUAUUCUUAAGAAGAUAAGCUAUGAGUGUGUUGAAGUGUUUCAUUUUGACUUAAAGUUGUUUUCCUUUCAAGCAUUUGCUGUGGCAAAGAUAAAGGGAACUGAUUCUAACAACAAAGCCGAAAGCUUUUGCACAGGAUAAGUAAAAAUAAGGUGUCAUAUGUUGCUAUCCAACAUACAAACCUCCCUGAACAUUUGGGAGUUUUGAUCUGUAAGAAAUCUAUAAUUUCUUACAGACCAGUGCUUCGGUACUGUGAAAUUCAAGGUAUUCAAUCAGAGAUUUCUUACAGAGAUUUCGUUCUCUGUAAGAAAUCAGAGGCUCUUUCAUAGCCAAGGCCAUCUCAUAGAGGAAAUGUUCCAUCAGACUGAAUCUAAUCAGGUUAUCUAUUUGAGCUACUAGAGCUGGAAGGGUCAUUUCAAUUACCAAAACCACAUGACCCUUCCAGUAUAUAAAGUAUAAAUGGCCUUUAGCAAGAAGCUUACACAUGUGUACCAUCCACAUUGUCCGUGAAUUAUGAGUAUGCAGCAUUAAAAACGCAGAACAGUCAAAGACACAGCAAAUCUAAUCUGUAUUGUCUAUGCGUCUGUCUUAUACAAUACUCUAACUCUUUUGUUGAACAGAAUAUCAUGAUAUAGUCAAACUUUGCCUAGACGAUUCCAAAUAAACAUUCACAUCCCUGAUCUGUUCCCACGUUUUCAGAAAUAUCUACCUAAACACCUUAAAAACAAUAUUUUGUAUGCUGUGUUGGUUAUCACCUUGGUUUUGUUACUAUUUAUAGAAAAUUUUAAUCACUGUCAAGUUUUGAGAUGACAUAACCCUUGAUGCCCUUAAUAAAAUUUGACCGCAUUGUUUUCUUGUUCUGUGAUCUUAAAUUAAAGCAAAUGUUU
This is a messenger RNA of Gambusia affinis (western mosquitofish), 2830 nucleotides long. RefSeq names its product G protein-coupled estrogen receptor 1 (gene gper1). Gene Ontology annotation, cellular component: membrane. The coding region runs from base 712 to 1767 and encodes 351 amino acids. NCBI's taxonomy places the organism in Eukaryota, Metazoa, Chordata, Actinopteri, Cyprinodontiformes, Poeciliidae. Gene Ontology annotation, molecular function: G protein-coupled receptor activity; nuclear estrogen receptor activity. The record is from RefSeq and is a predicted model, not a curated record. The transcript has 3 exons. Gene Ontology annotation, biological process: G protein-coupled receptor signaling pathway; cellular response to estradiol stimulus.